UAUGAGGAUGAAAUUUCCAUGCUUGCAUAUGUGCAAUGGGUAAGAAAUCUGGAAAAUUAUGGAAAUAAUAUAUUAUAUUUUCAAAACUUUGGUGAAUUCGGAAUUAUUAAUGUUAUUACUAUUGAUCGUUGUGUGGGAUUUCUUAAACUUGAAACGAAUAAAUAUAUCAUAAUUGAUAGAAAGAAUCUUCAGAAUACAAUCGGGAUGGAUUCAACUCGUCCGGAACAAAAUCGGAAUAUAUCU
This is a messenger RNA of Cetraspora pellucida, 243 nucleotides long. NCBI's taxonomy places the organism in Eukaryota, Fungi, Glomeromycota, Glomeromycetes, Diversisporales, Gigasporaceae. The record is from the annotation of a GenBank genome assembly.